AUGCCUCCAAUCUCACCCCACGACUCAGCGAUUUCUGUAGCGAUGUAUGAUGCGAACCCCUCCACCCACGCCUCAACUUCACCUCAAGAUGCUUCGAUGCCCAAAUCCGAUACCAGAUCACCUACCGCACAUCAAAUCCCCUAUCAGCAACUGUCCGCGGACGAGCAGCACGCGCAGGACUUAGAAAACACUGCCGCGGUACAGCAAGCACAAGAGGAAAUUGAUAUCGACUCGGGGCUAUCAGAUGCAGGCUACGAAACGGAUUCUUUGGGCGGCUCAGUAACAACUUCGCUCGCUUCAUCCGUUAGAGAUUACGCUUUUGAAAAUGGACGGAGAUACCACCGGUUUCGAGAAGGAGCAUACAACUUUCCAAAUGAUGAUAGUGAGCAGGAGAGGGAGGAUAUGAAGCAUGCGAUGAUGGUUAAUUUAUGUCAAACGUUACAUUUCGCUCCGAUUGGACCAAACCCACAGAACGUGUUGGAUAUGGGUACAGGAACUGGAAUUUGGGCCAUUGAGAUGGCGGAUCAGUAUCCAAGUGCAAAUGUUCUUGGGGUAGAUUUGAGUCCCAUACAGCCGGAAUGGGUUCCACCAAAUGUGAAAUUUAUGGUAGACGAUGUAGAAUCUCCGUGGCUCAAACCAGAAAACUAUUUCGACUACGUACACGCACGACACACCGUAAUGGCCAUCAAGAACUGGCCUAAGCUAAUGAAUAACGUAUACAAACAUCUCAAACCUGGAGGAUGGUUUGAACUCCAAGAAAUCCACCACUACCCACACUGCCACGACGACAGCAUGCCUCCAGAUCAUCUUGUCGCCCAGUACUGGUCUCUUGUAAUCUCCGCCCUCGCAAAUCUGGGAGUGAACUUCAAUGCGACACUUUUCCUCGCAGAUAUGAUGCGUGAAGCUGGAUUCGUUAAUGUUACUACCCGGAUAUUCCACGUUCCAAUCGGCGUAUGGCCAAAGAAUAAAGUACUGAAGCUCGUCGGAUUGUACUGGAGGACUAUUCUCAUUGAUGGGUUACAGCCCAUUGCCGUGGGCCCUUUCACAAGAGGAUUAGGUUGGAGUAAGGAACAGGUUGAGGUUUACCUCAUCGAGGUUAGGAAGGCGUAUAUGGAGGGUUGGGUUCACAGCCAUAUGCCGUUGCAUAUCAUUUGUGGGCAGAAACCUGAAUGA
Glarea lozoyensis ATCC 20868 is the source of this 1173-nucleotide messenger RNA. RefSeq names its product S-adenosyl-L-methionine-dependent methyltransferase. Gene Ontology annotation, molecular function: methyltransferase activity. The coding region runs from base 1 to 1173 and encodes 390 amino acids. NCBI's taxonomy places the organism in Eukaryota, Fungi, Ascomycota, Leotiomycetes, Helotiales, Helotiaceae. The record is from RefSeq and is a predicted model, not a curated record. The transcript is spliced from 4 exons.